Candoia aspera is the source of this 1667-nucleotide messenger RNA. RefSeq names its product protein kinase AMP-activated non-catalytic subunit beta 1 (gene PRKAB1). Bases 174 to 989 code for a protein of 271 amino acids. Gene Ontology annotation, biological process: signal transduction. The transcript is spliced from 8 exons. NCBI's taxonomy places the organism in Eukaryota, Metazoa, Chordata, Lepidosauria, Squamata, Candoiidae. The record is from RefSeq and is a predicted model, not a curated record. Gene Ontology annotation, cellular component: cytoplasm; nucleus; nucleotide-activated protein kinase complex. Gene Ontology annotation, molecular function: protein kinase binding.
CUUCACCGGCGCGGGGGGGACGGGCAGGGCGUGAGCCGCGGGGCCUCUCCGGGCUUUGAAUGUGGCCGGGUAGAAUUCACCGCCGGCGGGUCUUCCAACGCAGGGGCAACUAGCCAGUGAUCAAAAUAAAGAUUAUCAAUCUGUCAGUCGCCGUCGUCUGACCCUCAAGAGCCAUGGGGAACACCAGCAGCGAGCGUGCCGGAAUGGAGCGCCAGGGAGGCCAUAAGACACCUCGAAGGGACAGCCCUGGGGGAGCAAAGGAUGGAGACAGGCCCAAGAUUUUGAUGGACAGUCCGGAAGAUGCUGACUUGUUCAGUUCAGAAGAAAUAAAAGUGCCAAUGGAGAAAGAUGAAUUCCUGGCUUGGCAACACGAUCUGGAGGUGAACGACAAAGCUCCCGCUCAGGCCCAGCCAACCGUCUUCCGCUGGACCGGCGGAGGCAAAGAAGUUUAUUUAUCCGGCUCUUUUAACAACUGGACCAAACUGCCACUGACUCGGAGCCACAAUAAUUUUGUAGCAAUCCUCGAUCUCCCAGAAGGUGAACACCAGUACAAAUUCUACGUGGAUGGUCAGUGGACUCACGAUCCUUCAGAGCCUGUUGUAACCAGCCAGCUUGGGACUGUCAAUAAUGUUAUUCAAGUGAAGAAAACAGACUUUGAAGUCUUUGAUGCUUUAAUGGUGGAUUCCCAGAAGUGCUCCGAUGUGUCUGAAUUGUCAAGCUCACCACCUGGACCGUAUCACCAGGACCCCUACGUCGUUAAGCCAGAAGAGAGGUUCAAGUCUCCCCCUAUUCUUCCUCCCCACCUCUUGCAAGUCAUCCUGAACAAAGACACUGGAAUUUCUUGUGAUCCCGCCCUGCUUCCUGAACCAAACCACGUCAUGCUGAAUCACCUCUACGCGCUGUCCAUCAAGGACGGAGUGAUGGUGCUGAGUGCCACCCACCGUUACAAGAAGAAAUAUGUGACUACAUUGUUGUACAAGCCCAUAUGAAAGAUGGAGGGAAAGCGGACUGGUCAAAGAGCGGAGGAAUCGCAAUCAAGAUUAUCCCCCGAGGCGGCAGCACCACCCUUACUGUUAGAUUGUAAAAAGAAAAAGAAAAAAAAGGCCCAUGGUUGAACUGGCACCUUGCUCCCCAUCUCCUUUCUUCGGAUCAAGACAGACCGGCUCCAGUUUUGUCAGUGAAGCAUUAAGCUUCCUGUCAACUCCUAGCUGCCUGCAGGGAGAAAGCGAAGGGCAGCCAAAGUAUGCGGGACAAUUAGCCUGGAAAAUUAAAUCCUUCAACGCAUCCUACUCGGGAGCCAGAUGACAUCUGUGGGGUGGGGGUGGUGCUGCUACUUGAAUCCGUUGUUCUGAAAGUGGCUGACUUGGUGCAAUCCUAAGCCCGGGCAUCGCUUUCUGGCCAAACCUGUCCUGUCUGCCAUUUUAAUGUUUUGAGUUAAUGAUCACAGGAGCAAUAAGGACCAAAGGUGGGGAAAGUGCCCACCUCUUUCUCUCCAUUGGCAGGGAGUCAGCAGCCUUGGUGCUUUUAUCCGAGUAAACUUUGAUGGUUCUAUAACUGUCUGGGUCCUCAGCAGUCGUCAACCGCUCAAGCAGCUUUAUCCCUUGGAGCAGUGUCUCUCAACCGUGGCAACUUGAAGACGUGUGGACUUCAACUCCCAGAAUUCCCCA